AUGAAAUCGAUUGAUAAGCAAGUUGAGGUCUAUCAGCAGCCCCUGCAGGCGAUAUGCGGGGGAUCAACAGCUGUGUGUGAACGAAAAAGCGUACUCGAUGACGAGAUUUAUUCCUCGGUUGAUAGAUAUCCGACAUCCAAGCUGGUGGGGCAGUUCUUUAUCCAUGAGCUCGCUAAGCGCGUGCCUCCUGAGGUGGUUGUGGUGAAUGAGUGGAAUCCGGGUCUGUGCAAGUCUGGCCCGGUUUGUUACUCUAGCGAGGAAGCCUGCUGUGGACGCGCGCGCGAUCUCACUGGUGCGACUGUGAAGCAUGGUGCUGAGAGCCAUGGGAGGAGAUGA
Molecule: messenger RNA, 336 nt
Organism: Aspergillus niger
Lineage: Eukaryota; Fungi; Ascomycota; Eurotiomycetes; Eurotiales; Aspergillaceae
Exons: 3
Coding region: 1-336 (111 amino acids)
Source: RefSeq, a predicted model, not a curated record